AUGAAAAUGUUGGACGUAGAAGACGACAGCUUUCACGUCAAAAGUGAAAGCUACUCUCAUCUGAGUGACUCAGAAUGGGACGUAGUCGGCGCCAUGAGUGUGCCCAUGGGCGAACCGGCCAUCAGUGGCAUGUUGGCGUCUCUAAGCAGAGACCAGCAACAUGCUGCUGUCAACAAGUUCUUACAAGGGGAACUUGCCGUCGAACGACAGAAGAUAUUUUUGCUACAACAGCAAGGCUCUCAUCAGUCGAUGGGAGGGCCGACGCACAUGCGUCGACCCGAAAACUUGAAGAUCGAUAUCUUAAGGUACAAGGAAACCGGUGAAGAUUCCCUAUUGAGAUGGUUCGUUGAGUAA
Peronospora matthiolae is the source of this 354-nucleotide messenger RNA. Lineage: Eukaryota; Oomycota; Peronosporomycetes; Peronosporales; Peronosporaceae. The record is from the annotation of a GenBank genome assembly.